Molecule: messenger RNA, 1356 nt
Organism: Emiliania huxleyi CCMP1516
Lineage: Eukaryota; Haptophyta; Isochrysidales; Noelaerhabdaceae
Exons: 5
Coding region: 1-1356 (451 amino acids)
Biological process (GO): amino acid transmembrane transport
Molecular function (GO): amino acid transmembrane transporter activity
Source: RefSeq, a predicted model, not a curated record
AUGAACACCGAUAUUUCGAUCCGAGAGACCCGAGCCGCGCCACGGCGCACGAGCAUCCUCGAGAGCGUCAGGGCAUCGGAGAUCGGGGCGUUCUUUGACCCGACACAGACAUCGGCAGAAAACGGUACCGCCUCGGUUCUAUCCUCCACAAUCAACCUAUGCAACACGCUAAUGGGGACUGGCAUGCUUGCUAUGCCGACGGUGAUUGCGGUAUCGGGGUGGAUUCCUGGGCUCGUGCUGCUUUUCCUAAUGUGCUUCUGCAACAUCUUCACGGUAGAGGUUGUGUUCCGACUGUGUCGCAUCGCGGGCCCCCCGACGAGCCUCAGCGAGAUCGGAGACAAGGCUGCCGCCCGCGGCUCCAUUGUGAUCGACCUGGCGGUUGCGCUCAACUGCAUCGGAGUGGCGAGCUCCUACGUCAUCAUCUCGACGGGCAACUUCUAUUACACCUUUGGCGGUCCGCGCUCCGUGUGGGUGCUUGUGACCAUUGCCAUCGCGACGCCGCUCGCGUUCAUCAAGGACAUGGACUCGCUGAGGCACACCUCCUUCGCCGCCGUCGCCAUCCUCCUAUACAUCGUCGUGCUCGUCGCCGUCUACGCGAUUAUCGGCACUUGCGACGGCGACAAGUCCAACGGCGAGUACUGCCCGCCUGGCGAGACCGCCGUGGCCACCGACUUUGUGGGGGCGCUCCGCUCGUUCGGUGAAAUGGGAACACUUGGAGUGCGCAUCCCUCCCAUCUACAACGAGAUGGACACGCCGACGCCGGAGCGGUGCACCAAAGUGAACGGUAUGGGCUUCGGGCUGGUCACCUCGCUCUACGUGACGGUCGCUGUGUGCGGCUACUACACCUUUGGUGAUAUCACACCGUCCAACAUCAUUGACGCCUAUCCCAAUAACGCGCCGGUCGCAGUGGCGCGAGUCGGACUCAGCUUAGUUGUCAUCUUCUCGUAUCCGAUCAUGGUGUUCGGCGAGUCCAAGGAUUCCAGGGAUGUGUCUCUUGUGUCGCGCCUGACCCUUAAGUCGGUGGCUAUCCCGGAGGACCGCAACCGGCGCGACCUGCUCCCCCUGCGCACCUACUCGUGCGGCUCCAAGUUCGAGACGAAGCGCCGCCGUGUCGUGAUCACCCUCAGCUUUAUCGCCUUCACCACCCUGAUUGGGCUGGUUCUGACUGACAUCGGAAUCGUCGUCGACCUAGUAGGAUCCGUGUGCGGCUCCAUGAUCUCCUUCGCUUUCCCCUGCUGGGCCUACUACAUGCUCUUCCCGGAGCAACGCAAAUCGCCCUUCUCCAUCAUCGCCUCCGUCCUCUUCGUCUUGGGUCUCGUUCUGAUCCCCCUCGGCGUCACGCUGACGGUCCUUUGA